GCGGACGUUGAAGACCAACUGUCUGCUUCGGCGCCCGUGCGAUAUCGCUCGUCGAGGACAGAGCGGCAGCAAUGAAGCGGCUUUGGAAGAGCUGCGCGGUCGAGAAGAGCGAGUCCCGUGCCGCGUUCCCGGCCCGAGGACGAGCGGCCCGGUCUGACCCGGCGGAGCGCCGUGCAUCGCACGUGACGCCGCGGGGCCCAGCCGCGGUCCAAGUCAACCAAUCUCCAUCUUCUUCCGAGUCUACGGGCCACACCGCGACGAGCAUCGAGAGCGAGCCGGUCACUGAAUCCACCACAGGCAGCACGACCCUCGGUUCCAGCGCGUACGAAAGCUCGGCGACAUCGCUAGGAGCCAACUGCCGCACGGGUCGCAGUGCGAAAAGGCCGAGUGGAGGCCGCCGCAGCCAGGGAUUCAAGUCGUGGUGGCGGGCGCACCGCGACAAUGUGUUGGUGGCGAUGCUCGGGCUGUUCAUCGUCGCCUGCAUCGUGGCCACCGCGGUGGACCAUUGGCUUUCCGUUCAAGCCAGCGUGACGACCACACCUGGGGCUGCCUCGGAGCUGAAGGCAGCCCGAGCUUUGGACGCGCCAGCCACCCUGGUUGGCGCUGCUACCAAGGCGAGAACGAAGACAGGGACAAUGGCCUUCGCCCCAACGAAACUGUCGACCAAGGGAUGGGAUCGCUACCAUGCGCCCGCGUCGACGCCGGUAUCCUCUUUCGGGGCAGAAGCAAGCAGCGAACCAGGAGACAUUAGCAGUGAGCCUUACACCGAAACGGCUGAAUCGACGACUGUGAGCACGCGUUCGACGAGGGCAGCCGCGGUGCAGAGACGGCGACGCCGGCAGCGGCGAACCCGGGCCUCGACCACGAGACUGCGAGCCCUGGAGUCUUGGCGCCGGGACGCCGUCGUCAAGGGCGGCAGAGAUGGCCGAAAAGUGCACGUGGCGCGCCGUCCGCACGUUAGCGCACCCCGUGGCCCGGUCAGCACUGCGACACACCCGCCGCAACAGAAGAAUGGCCGUUGUGGCACAGUCCGAUACACCUUCUGUCCCCGGCUGCGACGCGAGGCGUUCUACGACUGGGAGAUGGGAGACUGCGUCGCGGUCACCACCGCCGCCGAGCAGGAUGCGGAACAGGAAGUGGCUGCACGGGCGGCAGCUCGGCGCGGAGGCCGCCGUGUCAGGGACGAGACGCCGCUGUGCAACAGCAGCCCUAACCGCUUCUCGUCGAUGGACAGCUGCCGCCAGAACUGCCUGCGAAGCGAGCUGCCCGCUGAGCGGUGCUUCGACAAGACCAUCUUCUCCGAGUGCCGCAGCGAACACGUGCGGUCCACGUGGUGGUUCUUCGACGGCCGCCGUUGCCGCAUGUGGCGCUUCCCGGCCGGCCGAUGUCCCGACGCCAGCGCCUUCCGCACGCGGAGCCAGUGCGCCCGCGUGUGCCCAUCCUCUCUCGAGAAGCAGCACCAGCCGGGUCAUCGCUGUGGCCCACCCCGGUCACAGCCGUGCAGCGAGCCCCACCUGCGGUUUCCCUUUUUCGCCGACGUGUCCUCGAGCGAUGGCCGCGUGCGCUGCCUGAGGGCGUCGCAGGCGACGCUCGUCGGUCGCCGCUGCCUGGUGGCGCCGAACCGCUUCUCGGGGGUGGCCCAGUGCCGCGCGGCGUGCGUCUGGCCCGCUGCUGCGGCUCGCCGCCCGAGUGGUCGCGAGGAGGAGGCCGCGCAAGGGAGGCCGCGCAGCCGUCGACGCGCGCACGCGCCAUCUUUUAACGUUUCGAAAAUAUCCGUACAUUAAAAAGGGCCCCAACACCUUUGCUGUU
Dermacentor albipictus is the source of this 1809-nucleotide messenger RNA. The record is from RefSeq and is a predicted model, not a curated record. Lineage: Eukaryota; Metazoa; Arthropoda; Arachnida; Ixodida; Ixodidae.